CCAAAGGCGACGCGGCUCGGGGGGGGCGGUGGCGCCGGACGGGGGGCGGCGGCCUGCUGGCUGCAGGUUCCGGCACCCCCCCGGCGCAGGGCGCGGACCAGAAGGAACGGAGGGCGGGAGGGACGCAGCCUGCCGCCCGGACCUGCCUGGCCCCUUUCAUUCAUUCCGGUGGUCGGUGUCGCAUGCAUCAGUGCCUUGGGGUGCUUUUUGCCUCGUUCCUUCGUUCCGCAACCCAGCAGAAGCGAAGCCGGGACUAGGCUUGCCGCCCUCAAUUCUGCGCCCCCGCGCGCCUGUCGCAUGUUGGCAGGGACGCACCCCUCCGUGGGGGCCCGGGGGCGCAUCCCGCUGCAGGAUGGCGCGCCGCGCUUCGUAUCGAUGGAUCGUACCCAGACGAGGGCCCAGGAGGAGUGGCGCCGCCUUUUCCAAUAAGCUGCUACUGGUGGCGGUGGAGCUGCUCGCCAGGCGGGGCGGACCCCUUACUUUCUGUCGCCGGGAAACAAAGCGACUUGCGUGAAAAUGCUACGUAGCUCCUCACCCGUUCAU
Amoebophrya sp. A120 is the source of this 543-nucleotide messenger RNA. Lineage: Eukaryota; Dinophyceae; Syndiniales; Amoebophryaceae. The record is from the annotation of a GenBank genome assembly.